UCUUCUGGUCACCAAGAAGCAAUGUUUGCAUUCCGGUCGCGUUGCGCGUCCCGCGUAACGAAUUCUCGAUUUUUCUCGACUUCGACGCGCCUUCGCUCACCUGAAGAUCCACCAAAACCACCCCGCCCCAUCGAUGACUCGACCUCUGCGCUGGACUACAAAAGAGCACAGCGGACACGUCCACCACCUCUUCCUGCUACAGACCUUCCAAGAUCUCAAAGUGCAGAAGAGGCUGUGACGAACAUCCUCUAUAACACCCCUCCUCCAAGUCUGCAGCCUUUUAAAAAACAUAUUUUUAAUUGCUUGGUACAAAACGAACCUGGUGUGUUAUCCCGCGUGUCUGGUAUCCUUGCUGCACGCGGGUUCAACAUCGACUCUCUGGUCGUGUGUCGGACUGAAAUUCGGGAUUUGAGUCGGAUGUCCAUCGUCCUUAGCGGACAGGAUGGUGUUGUGGAGCAGGCAAGGAGACAGCUAGAGGACCUCGUGCCUGUAUGGGCUGUUCUCGACUAUACGAAUACUCGUGUUAUUACACGUGAAUUGCUCCUCGUAAAAGUGUCCAUCCUUGGUCCCGAGUACUUGGAGGAUCAACUCGUAGGUGGACCCUCGCAUGAACCGAGGCGGGGUCCCCACCCACCUCAUCGGGAGACCAAACUUGAAAAGGAAACGACGCUCGCUCACAAUUUCGAGCGUGGUGCCCACCCUAACUCUCACACAGAGCCAUACAAUCCACCCCCAUUAACGCCCUCCGAGGCCCUACGCAUCAAACACCAGCACCUCCAAUCUAUCUCCGUCUUAUCCAACCAAUUCGGAGCAAAGAUCGUCGAUGUGAGCGAGAAUAGCGUCAUCGUCGAGCUCACGGCAAAAACAAACCGCGUCGUCGCGUUUUUGAGUUUGCUCAAACCUUUUGGAAUUUUGGAAUCAGCUCGGACUGGUCUUAUGGCGAUGCCGCGGACACCCAUCACGCAUUCCUCGGAUAAGUCUGAUGAUAUGGCGGAUGAGAUUGGUGUUGUGGACGCUAGUUUGCUCCCCCCUGGUUAGGUUGGUCAGUCGAAGCGUCUGAUAUAUGUAUUGAUUAAGAUAUGUCAUACCAACAAUUCUAUAUAGCGAGGAAUUUAGAGAAUUCAUAUCUGCGGUGAUCUUGUUGUUCUCUGUGGAAUGAUAUUAUGAACUAGCAACUGACGUCCAAGGUCAAUGAUACGUACGCCGGUACGUGUACGUUCGGGGUAUUCACACCCAUGAGCAUACGUUGAUAGAGUGAGUCGAUCAACGCGACAACCAUUGAUGGCGUUGAUCUGGGGUUUUGUAAGCCCCCAUCGUAC
Molecule: messenger RNA, 1319 nt
Organism: Suillus bovinus
Lineage: Eukaryota; Fungi; Basidiomycota; Agaricomycetes; Boletales; Suillaceae
Product: small subunit of acetolactate synthase-domain-containing protein
Exons: 4
Coding region: 22-1038 (338 amino acids)
Biological process (GO): branched-chain amino acid biosynthetic process
Cellular component (GO): acetolactate synthase complex; mitochondrial nucleoid
Molecular function (GO): acetolactate synthase regulator activity
Source: RefSeq, a predicted model, not a curated record